This is a messenger RNA of Pygocentrus nattereri (red-bellied piranha), 513 nucleotides long. It is a transcript of the gene il20, whose product is annotated as interleukin 19 like. Lineage: Eukaryota; Metazoa; Chordata; Actinopteri; Characiformes; Serrasalmidae. The transcript is spliced from 5 exons. Bases 1 to 513 code for a protein of 170 amino acids. Gene Ontology annotation, cellular component: extracellular region. The record is from RefSeq and is a predicted model, not a curated record.
AUGAAGACCUCCCUCUUGCUUGUAUGCACACUGCUGGUCUGUCUGUAUGGCUCAGCCCUGGGCCGCAGGCUUCACCUUGGCGCCUGCGCCCUGACCGUCCACACUCAUGAGCUGAGACAUCAUUUCCACCAGAUCCGCCAUAACAUGCUUACUGAAGACAACCAAAAGGGUGUACGGUUGCUGAGAGGCGACAUGAUGAAGAACUUGCAGGCCACAGAGAGCUGCUGCUUCCUCAGGCAGGUCCUACGAUUCUACAUUGAGAAAGUGUUCAACACCUACACAAGCAGUCAUUCCCUUCACCGGAGAACCACCAGUGUGCUGGCCAACUCUUUUCUCAGCAUCAGUAAAGACCUGCAAGCAUGUACACAUUGCCAGUGCAACGCGGAAACCAUGGAGAAAUCUGAUGCCAUUCAGGCCAACUACAACAAGCUGGAGCCAGCGGCAGCAUCAGCGAAGGCAAUCGGAGAGCUAGACUCUGUGCUAGAGUGGCUGGAGAGUUUCCGCAGCAACUGA